Folsomia candida is the source of this 1251-nucleotide messenger RNA. RefSeq lists its product as uncharacterized. The record is from RefSeq and is a predicted model, not a curated record. Lineage: Eukaryota; Metazoa; Arthropoda; Collembola; Entomobryomorpha; Isotomidae. The transcript has 3 exons. Bases 59 to 919 code for a protein of 286 amino acids.
CUUUCCAUUAAUUGAUUAAUUAAUUAUCUGGUUAUACCAAAACUACUUUGCAGUCCACAUGGAUUUGGUAGCCCAACGCGUGGAAAAGUUGUCCCAACAACUCAACAUUUUGCAGGAAUAUAUCGAACUGAAAUUUGGGACGGAUUUCAAAGAGUUUAAAAACUCUAAGGAGGUCCUCCACCCCAUAAAAACAGAAGUCGUCGUGACGGAGGAGGAUCAUCAUUCUUCGCCGCCAGCAAACACCACCACGGGGGAUGAGGGGGCGACCAAUCUGACCUCUGACAUCGUCACAACAAAUGCAGGCGGAAUAAAGCAGGAAGUCGACAGUCGCGACGACGGCUACCCCCCAAUUUCCACGGCCCCCGUCGUCCAGGUCAAGGUGGAACCGCCUGAUUUCUCGCAGUCGUACCCCCACACAGCGACCCCAGGAGUGCACAAAAACAGAAAAGUUGCAAACAUCCGCUACGGUGGACGGGUGACCUCACACCGCGGCAUUCCACCCACCAGUCUACUCCCCCCCUUCCCCACAUUCACGCGCCCCCCGGGGUCAAGACGGCGCAAAAGGCCGGCCUAUUAUGCUUUGCCGCCGUGCGACUACUGUCCUUUCGGCUGGCGGAGCCCGGCGCAUUAUAAAGAUGCCCACCGCGACAUGUGCGACUUUUCCGUGGGGCCGGAUGGGUCCGAGGUGUUGCGCGGGUAUCGCUGUCCGCGAGCAAAUUGCGACCGAGAAGGCAGGCUGAUUGGAAGCAUUUACUCGAUGGGGAAGCAUAUGAAGGGUGACUGCACAAGGAAACGGAGGAAAAAUAGUUAUGUAAAUCCAUAUUAUAAGGUGAAAAUGUCUGUCAAAAACGAAAGUGAAAGGAAUUUCGGUUCUGAUACGGGGCAAUUACUUUUACCUCCGACAAACAUUUCCAGCUAAUUAUAUAUGUAGAUCUACAUAUGUAGAUAAUUAAUUCGGUGGAUUUAGGCACAAUCCCAAUUUAAAUUUGCAUGCAAAUUAAAUUAGUUCCCGGGAGACGGGCUUAUACGCUAGUAAAUAAAUAAAUAAAAUAAAUAUUCAUAUUCCUAAAUUAUUAAAUUCAUAAUUUAUGAUUUAUAAAUUAAGAAUUUCGGAUGUAAAAUUUUGUAAGUGUUUCAUAAAAUAAGUUUGUUCAAUUCUAUUAUGUAACGAUACAUUACUGUAUUUAUUAAAUUAAAAAGUUAAAGUUAAAGUUACAAUUACUUGUAAAAUAAAAUAUUUAACGAGGCUGA